Rubroshorea leprosula is the source of this 1136-nucleotide messenger RNA. NCBI's taxonomy places the organism in Eukaryota, Viridiplantae, Streptophyta, Magnoliopsida, Malvales, Dipterocarpaceae. The record is from the annotation of a GenBank genome assembly.
GGUGAGAUUUGUUGAAGGCAAAAGACCAAGAGAUUUCAAAAUAGAGAGAUUUGUUGAAGGCAAAAGCAGAAGAUAUGUCAGAGUACUCAUCGUUAUCGGAGGAUAUAAGAGUAGCACUGAUUGUAAAGUUAGCAAAAGAGAAUGUAGAACUGGAAGGUUUGUUGGAGGAAAAAGCCCAUGAGAUUGCAAAUCUGCGAGGUUUGGUGAUGGCAGCAGUCCACGAGGUUGGAAAACUGAAAGGUUUGUUGGAGGCAAAAGCCCAAGAGACUGUAAAACUGCAGGACUCGUUGGAGGCGGCAGCUGAAGAGAUUGCAGAACAGAAAGAUUUGUUGGAGGCAAAAGACCAAGAGGUUGCAAAACAGAAAGAUUCGUCGAAGGCAAAAGACGAAAAGGUUACAAAACAACAAGAUUUAUUGGAGAAAAGAGCCCAUGAGAUUGCAAAACUGCAAGUUUUGUCAAAGGCAAAAGCCCAAGAGAUUGGAAAACUGCAAGACUUGUUGGAGGCGAAAGCUCAAGAGAUUGCAAAACAGAAAGAUUUGUUGGAGGAAAAAGACCAAGAGACUGAGGAAGGAUCCAUGGAAAUUAUUCAUCCGAAUGCAGAGAGAUCGCGACUAACCUCUUUUAGAAUGUGGAGCGUUUAUUUCCUGCAGAGGAUUUCCGAACCAUCAGCUUUUAAAGAAAAAAGCCUCCAAGGUAGCCACAAGAGCAGGCAUGAACAGGAACAGUCCCGAAAACCUCACCAAGUUCGGCAAUUGGGAGGAGAAGAUCUUGGGCACCAGUUGAGUGAGUGCUAGCUUUAGAAAUUGGUUUGAGGGAAACAGGAGGAAUUUCACAGCUUAAACUCAUCCCUCCCCUUCGCUGCCCUUUUCCACUUUCCUUCAAACCAAACAUACUUACAGGAAAAGCUUUUACAGUAAUUAUAGGAAAUAAAAAAUGGAUCUUUCUGAUGUACAAUUACAGCUUUCAGCAGCUCUGUAUCCAUUUUGCAAAUGAAAAGCUGCAACACCAUUUUAAUGAGGUUAGGUUUCUUCAAUGGAUUUGGCUUUGACAUUGGAGAAAGAGCAAGAUUAAUUGUUGUUCUUUUCAUGUGUGUUUGCAGCAGUGUUUGAAAUCGAGAAGAAAGAAUAUGUCAAGGA